CAACGGUCCCAGCUCAUGAUGGAGGCCAUCAAGAAAAAGAUGCAGAUGCUGAAGUUAGACAAAGAGAACGUUCUGGACCGAGCUGAGCAAGCUGAAGCUGAGCAGAAGCAGGCAGAAGAAAGAAGCAAGCAGCUAGAGGACGAACUAGCAACCAUGCAGAAGAAGCUGAAAGGGACAGAGGAUGAGCUGGACAAGUAUUCAGAAGCUCUAAAGGAUGCUCAGGAGAAGCUGGAGCUGGCAGAGAAGAAGGCAGCUGAUGCUGAAGCUGAGGUGGCCUCCUUGAACCGCAGGAUCCAGCUGGUUGAAGAGGAGCUGGACCGUGCCCAGGAGCGCCUUGCCACUGCUUUGCAGAAGCUGGAGGAAGCGGAGAAGGCUGCUGAUGAGAGUGAGAGAGGUAUGAAGGUGAUUGAAAAUCGGGCUCUAAAAGAUGAAGAAAAGAUGGAACUCCAGGAAAUCCAGCUAAAGGAGGCAAAGCACAUUGCAGAAGAGGCAGACAGGAAGUAUGAAGAAGUGGCUCGUAAGUUGGUGAUUAUUGAAGGAGACUUGGAACGCACGGAGGAACGUGCAGAGCUGGCAGAGUCCCGUUGCCGAGAGAUGGAUGAGCAGAUCAGACUGAUGGACCAGAACCUGAAGUGUCUGAGUGCUGCUGAAGAAAAGUACUCUCAAAAAGAAGACAAGUAUGAAGAAGAAAUAAAGAUUCUUACUGAUAAACUCAAGGAGGCAGAGACCCGUGCUGAGUUUGCUGAAAGAUCGGUAGCCAAGCUGGAGAAGACCAUUGAUGACUUGGAAGAUGAGCUCUAUGCCCAGAAACUGAAGUACAAGGCCAUUAGCGACGAGCUGGACCACGCCCUCAAUGACAUGACCUCUAUGUAACUAUCAGGCCGCAGUGUGGGGUUGGGAUCCUGGCGUUGGGGCGCAGACUGUGCUUGGGUUUUGUCCUUGAAUCUGCAGCCUCCACCCACUUGCAAACAAACGUUGGUGCUGGUUAUCUGUUUGGCAGAACCGGAGGAGCCUUUUAAUCUUGAUGUAAUUUGUAUUUUCUCUUAUUCUCCCAUCUAGUUCUAAUAGGGUCUUAUUAUAUAAGUCAUACUGACCUGAGACUCCAACCUCUAAGGUGACAGUCAUGUGCCACUGUGCCCAGCUCUCCUUCUCACUGAGUUUUCACUUUGGUUUCUCAAAACUAGGCAUGGGUGACACGCAACUGUAAGCCAUGCCACUUAGAUGCUAACACAGGAGGAUUGGUGCAGGUUCAAGGCCAGCUAAUGCUGGGUGGCAAGACCGAGUCUCAAAAGCAUAGCAUAGAGCAGUCAUGGUGGCACUCACCUUUAAUCCUGGCGUGGGUGGUUGGAUUUCUAGAAUUCGAGGCCAUCUUGGACUACAUGAUGAGUUUCAGGACUGCUAGGGUUAUGUGUAGAGAUUCUCAUUUGUGCCCUGAUACUAAAGUUAAUGGGACAUACCCAGUGUGAGAAGCAGCCAGUUCUGAGCUGAGUCCCAAAGCAAGCCAAGCAGUAAACAGCACCAAAAGAUUUGGGGGACUUUACCUGUUUGCUGUGGAUGUUUGACUCUAACCUGCAGCGUCUUCCCACUAACCCCGGGAGAGUGUUGUAGCCGGUGUGUCUGGCUUUCUCUCCUGCUCUGUCUCUCUUGUUCCUUCCUAAGCUGCUGCCUCAGUUGAGCCAGCCCUUCUCACCUGGAGUGUCCUUUUUCAUACAGAUAAACUGUCACCGUUUCUGCCCUGUUCUGGAUCUACCCCCUUUCCUUGGGGAACCCAACACCCCACUCGCUCUGGAUUCCAUUUGGGUCACCUGGCUGGUUCCCAUAGCCUUAGGGCUGGAGGACCUGGGGGCGGGCACACAAAGCAAUUUACAUACUUGCUUUCCAACCCCAUAUUAAAAUGUUAAGCUGCCAGAAGCCUCACGCCUUCUUGUUAUUGACAAAGCUGUUGCUGCACAUAAGAAGGAGCCCUGCCAGUGUGAUGUGGGGACAACUGUAUUAGGCUUCCCCUCUUCUGAUUUCUGUAUGAUCAAAGCUACUUUGUGUGUGUGUGUUUUUCUUGACACUUAAACUUGCUGAUUGGAGUCUUGUCGGAGUGACCAAUGAAGGCUUCUUGAGUUGGAAGUUCUUACAUAGCCCACCUGGACAUUUUCAUUCUUUUAGCCUCUCUCCCGUACAGUAAGGUCAGUGACCAUUGAAUUAGCUCCUAAUACUCUGCCCUUUUGCCAAAGACUCAGACACUACAUCCUCAGACCCAUCCUUACAGUUAAUUAAUUCUAUCAUUCCAACUCACAGAAAAAGGUGUAACAUGGUGGGUUGGAUUCUUGAUAGAUGGGUGUUUCAUUUGUAAGCCUUUCUCGCUCACUUGAGGCUCCUGCCAUUGUUCUCCUUUGUUCUCUAGUGAGAUAGGAUGCACACAGUAAAUGAUGGGCAAAGGGAAAACUAGUCAUGCAUAUUUCAAACAACAUACAUGUGAGGGUAAUGAUUUACCACUAAACUUCUAUAGUGAAAUUCUUCUUGGUACAUAUUAUAGAAUUGAAUAUCAACACUUCACACAGCUGUUCCAGUUUAUACAGCUAAAUGCUGCAUAGUAUUUCAGUUUCUUAGCAGAGUAUAUAUUUGAAGCUUGCCUUUUCAGUAUCCAGGGCUGUGAAUGUGGCACAGGGAGAGUGUCACCCAAUGUACACAAGGCUCUUGAGUUUGAACCCCAGUACCACAAAGAGAGAAAGGGAAGCUAUAGCUAGGUAGAGAAGCUCUCUCCCAAGCCAGGUCCUUUUGCCUACACUAUCCCUGCCUGUCACGUAGCCUUUGAGAUGAAGUCGAGGUUGAUUUAUGUGGCAGGGAGGGCCUGGUGUUUUCUAGCUCUCCUGUCCUGACAGACAAAUGCAGCUGAGGAGCCUCCUGCACGCAGGUUGCUCUGAGUCUGAGCACAAGCCUUAAGUUAAAGGUGUUGUUGAGCUGCAAAUGGUAAAGGUCGAGGUGCUAAUAGGGAGGGGCACUGCUUUCAUGGUGACCCCCAAAUUGGAAUUUUGAGCUCUUUGGUUUUUUUUGAGCAAGUUUUACAUUGGAUGUCCUAGAACUCAGUCUAUGCCCAAGCUGUCCUUGAGUCAUGGCAGUCCUGCCUCUGCCUCCCAAGACAGCACCACCAACUGUACUGUAUGAGGUUUGCUCAUUGUGUUUGGUUUGGUGGUGCAGAAUUCUGAACCCAGAGCCUUGAGCUACAUCAUCAGCCCCAGGAUUGGCUUUUAAUGAGCAGAAUGUAGUUUAGAGAUAGUCAAUCCUCAGUAUUCUAGUUACAGAAACAAAGUGAAGAGGCAUAGCUGGGGAAGAACACAGCAGCUGUGCGGGUAGGUUUGGGGCAGGGUGGUUGCAGAAGCUUUGUUCCUGUCAGAUGACUGAGGGAGAUGCCACUGUAGUUUAUGACCAAGUGUGUGCUACGAAAAGAAUGAAAGUUGUUGCAUCUGGGCAUGGUGGGUAAGCCUGUACCCAGCAUUCUGGAAACUAAGGAGGGAAGAUCAAAAGUUCAAGGCCACACUAAACUACAUAACAAGACCC
Messenger RNA from Mus pahari (shrew mouse), 3549 nucleotides. RefSeq names its product tropomyosin 3 (gene Tpm3). The record is from RefSeq and is a predicted model, not a curated record. Gene Ontology annotation, cellular component: actin filament. Gene Ontology annotation, molecular function: actin filament binding. The transcript has 9 exons. Lineage: Eukaryota; Metazoa; Chordata; Mammalia; Rodentia; Muridae. Gene Ontology annotation, biological process: actin filament organization; muscle contraction. The coding region runs from base 16 to 873 and encodes 285 amino acids.